This is a messenger RNA of Syngnathoides biaculeatus (alligator pipefish), 4726 nucleotides long. RefSeq names its product RNA polymerase I subunit B (gene polr1b). Gene Ontology annotation, molecular function: DNA binding; DNA-directed RNA polymerase activity; ribonucleoside binding. The record is from RefSeq and is a predicted model, not a curated record. Gene Ontology annotation, cellular component: nucleus; RNA polymerase I complex. Gene Ontology annotation, biological process: DNA-templated transcription. The coding region runs from base 289 to 3693 and encodes 1134 amino acids. The transcript is spliced from 14 exons. NCBI's taxonomy places the organism in Eukaryota, Metazoa, Chordata, Actinopteri, Syngnathiformes, Syngnathidae.
GAACUGUGAGGCAGAAGCUCGACCAAGUCCACCACCGCGACGACAAAAGACGAAAUUUGGCAAGCGACUUUCGGCUUCCGUAAACUUCAUGCGAAAAUGUACAGCAACUGUAUCGGGACAAACUAUACGAUGGUCAUCUUUGAACUGCUUUAAAACAGAUGGAAAGUCACCACCAUGUGACGAAAUGUCGCGUAAAUGUCGACUUAAUGUUUACUUGUAAAUUUUGCGUCGCGGUCGGGCUUCCGUCAGCGGCACUUCCGGGCGAGCUCGCACGUGUGGUAAACAAGCAUGGAGGCCUCGGACGAGUGGGCCGACGUGGCUCAAGUUCCCACGCUCAAGAACUUGACCGACGGACGCUUCGGCGAGCUCAACGACAGCCAGUGUCGAGCCGUGCAGGAUUUGGUCAAAGCUCACGUGGACUCUUUCGACCAGGCCGUCGGCGAUGGAAUCGGACGCGUCGUGCAGGCAAUCCCGCCGCUGGAGUUCUCGCUGAAGGGCGAGCGCAUCAGCCUGGCGUUCGUGGAGGCCGCCGUCAACCCGCCCGCCGUCUCCAGGGGCAACGUGUGCCGCGAGAUGAGGGUCUUCCCGGCCGAAUGUCGCGCCCGGCGCUGCACGUACAGGGGCAAGUUGGUGGCGGACGUGAGCUGGGCGGUGGACGGCGUCCCCCAAGGCAUCAUCAAGCAGUCGCUGGGACAACUUCCCGUCAUGGUCAAGUCCCGCGUGUGCAACCUGCGCGGGAUGACGCCGCGGCAGCUCGUGCGCCACCACGAGGAGGCCGAGGAAAUGGGCGGCUACUUCAUCAUCAACGGCAUGGAGAAGGUGAUCCGCAUGCUGGUCAUGCCGCGGAGGAACUACCCCGUCGCCAUGUCUCGGUCCAAGUGGAAGAGUCGAGGCCAAGGCUACACGCAGUAUGGUGUGUCGAUACGCUGCGUGAAGGAGGAUCACACCGUGGUGAACAUGAACCUUCACUACCUGGAAAACGGAACCGUCAUGCUCAACUUCAUCUACCAGAAGGAACUCUUCUUUCUUCCGCUGGGCUUCGCGCUGAAGGCUCUGGUGGAUAUGAGCGACUUCGAGAUGUUCUGUGAGCUGAUCAAAGGCGUGGAGGAGAACUCGCUGUACCGCAGCUGCGCCUGCGAGAUGCUGCGCCUGGUGGCGGAGCGCGGCUGCACGUCGCGCGCCCAAGUCCUGGACUACCUGGGCCAGCGCUUCCGGGUUAAGAUGAACCUGCCCGAGUGGUACAGCCACCAGGAGUGCGCCGACUUCCUGCUGGACCAGUGCGUCUGCAUCCACCUGAGGACGGGCCUGGAGAAGUUCCGGCUCCUGUGCCUGAUGACCCGCAAGCUGUUCAGCUUCGCCAAGCAGGAGAGCCUGGAGGAGAACCCGGACGGCGUGGCCUGCCAGGAGGUCCUCACGCCGGGUCAGCUCUACCUCAUGUUCCUCAAGGAGAGGAUGUCGGCGUGGCUCGUGUCCGUCAAGUUGGCGUUCGAAAAGCGCGGAAGUCGCCUGAGGGGCAGAUGGACGGCGGAAAGCGUCAUGAAGAUGUUGGACCUGGGCAACGACCUCACCAAGCCCUUCGAGUACCUGCUGGCCACCGGGAACCUCAGCUCCAAGUCCGGUCUGGGCCUGCUGCAGAACACGGGUCUGUGCGUGGUGGCCGACAAGCUCAACUUCAUCCGUUACCUGUCGCACUUCCGCUGCGUGCACCGCGGCGCCGCCUUCGCCAAGAUGCGCACCACCACGGUGCGCAAGCUGCUGCCCGAGUCGUGGGGCUUCCUGUGCCCGGUGCACACGCCCGACGGUGAACCCUGCGGCCUCAUGAACCACAUGACGGCCAGCUGCCAGGUGGUCACGCGCUCGCUGCCCACCGUGACGCUGCCCGCCCUGCUCUGCUCGCUGGGCGUCGCCCCCGCCGACGCCGCCCCCUCCCGGCCCUAUGCCGACUGCUACCCCGUCCUCCUGGACGGCGCCGUGGUGGGCUGGGUGGAGGCCGAGAUGGCGCCCGGGCUGGUGGACUCGCUGCGCAGGUUCAAGGUCCUGCAGGAGAAGAAGGUCCCUCCCUGGACCGAGAUCGUCCUGGUGCCCAAGACGGGAAAAGCGAGCUUGUACCCGGGCCUUUUCCUGUUCACCACGCCGUGCCGCUUGGUGCGCCCCGUGCGCAACCUGGCGCUGGGCCAGCCGGAGCUGAUCGGAACCAUGGAGCAGUUGUACGCCGACGUGGCCGUGACGGAGGCCGAGGUGCGCCCGGGGGUCAGCACCCACCGGGAGCUCUUCCCGCACAGCAUGCUCAGCGUAGUGGCCAACUUCAUACCUUACUCGGACCACAAUCAGAGCCCCAGGAACAUGUACCAGUGCCAGAUGGGUAAGCAGACGAUGGGAUUCCCUCUCCACGCCUUCCUGGAGCGCUCGGACAACAAACUCUACCGGCUGCAGACCCCGCAGAGCCCCCUGGUGCGGCCGGCCAUGUACGACCGCUACCGGCUGGACGACUACCCGAGCGGCACCAACGCCGUGGUGGCCGUCAUCUCCUACACCGGCUACGACAUGGAGGACGCCAUGAUCGUGAACAAGUCGUCGUGGGAGCGCGGCUUCGCCCACGGCUGCAUCUACAAGACGGAAAUGGUGGACCUGGCCCUCAGGGCGCGGGGCCAGGACAGCGUGGUGUUCGGGGCCAAGCCGGGUGACCCCAAGGUCAACGGGCGACUGGACCCCGACGGGCUUCCUCCGGUGGGCGCCGUCCUGCGCUACGGCGACCCCUACUACAGCUACCAAAACCUGAACACCGGCCAGGCCUUCGUCACCUUCUACAAGAGCCACGAGGCCUGCGUGGUGGACAACGUCAAGAUCUGCAGCAACGACGCCGGCUCGGGCUCCUUCAAGCGCGCGUGCAUCACGGUGCGAGUGCCGCGCAACCCCACCGUCGGCGACAAGUUCGCCAGCCGCCACGGCCAGAAGGGCAUCCUGAGCCGCCUGUGGCCCGCCGAGGACAUGCCGUUCAGCGAGAGCGGCGUCAGCCCCGACAUCCUGUUCAACCCGCACGGCUUCCCGUCGCGCAUGACCAUCGGCAUGCUCAUCGAGAGCAUGGCGGGCAAGUCGGGCGCCCUGCACGGCCGCGGCCACGACGCCACGCCCUUCGCCUUCUCCGAGGACGACUCGGCGCUGGACUACUUCGGCGAGAUGCUGAGGGCCGGCGGCUACAACUACUACGGCACCGAGCGCCUCUACAGCGGCACCAGCGGCCUGGAGCUGGAGGCCGACAUCUUCGUCGGCGUGGUUUACUACCAGCGGCUGAGGCACAUGGUGUCCGACAAGUUCCAGGUUCGGACGACGGGGGCGCGCGACAAGGUGACCAACCAGCCGGUGGGCGGCCGCAACAUCCAAGGCGGCAUCCGCUUCGGCGAGAUGGAGCGCGACGCCCUCCUGGCACACGGCUCGUCCUUCCUGCUGCACGACCGCCUCUUCAACUGUUCGGACCGCUCGGUGGCGCAGGUCUGCGUGGACUGCGGCAGUCUGCUGUCGCCGCUGCUGGAGCGGCCGCCGCCCGCCUGGUCGUCCACGCGCCACCGCCGCACCGUCUGCGCGCUCUGCGGCAAGAGCGACUCGGUGGAGUCGGUGUCCGUGCCGUACGUCUUCCGCUACUUUGUGGCCGAGCUCGCCGCCAUGAACAUCAAAGUCAGGUUGGACGUCAAGUGAAAACUUGUCCGUGCUUGGACCGGAACCCCGUCGUUAGCGGCCGCCGGAGGGGACGCGGCACCUGUCAAGCUGACCUUUCCGUCGUUGCUGCUUUUUUCACAAGAAGCAAACUUGGUUGGUUCGUCGGCGCUUCUUCAAAUGGUGGCCCUGUGCUCAAAUGUUCUCCUUUUUCCACCUAAUGACCAUCCCGCUAUAGAUGAGGCAUCUGUAAAGCUGAAAUGCACUCAUAUGGCUUAUUAUUAUGGUUAUUACCAUCUGGUUGGGGGGGGGGGGCAAUCCUUUUUCUGAUUUUUUUUUUUUCUGAUUUAAAAGUCAAAAGUUUUUCAGCUUUGAGAGAAAUUGUACUGUACUACAAAAUCUAAAAUGUUUAUUUUUCAAAGGGCAAUUUUUUUUUACAUUUUUUUUCCCCACUUUGACACUGAAAAGACAAAAACUGGUGUGAAAUUUUUUUUGGGUUUUUUUUUUUUUACUAAAAGAAAAGCUUUACAAAAUCCUUGAAUAUUUUUGGAAGAGCAUCUUGACAUUUACACACAAAACGCAAACAACUUUCACAAAAGACACACAAAAAAAAAAAACUAAAACAUUUUGCAAAUACUCUUCUGCGUCACCCAAAACUACAGAAGCUUCCCCCCGCUAAAAGCGCUCGAGAUUUAAAUUACAAAGUGGGAAGGGAAGACAUUAAAAAAGUCAAAUCUUUUUUUAAAAAAUGUUUCUCUCUGGUAGAAAAAAAUAGCAUCUGUGGCACCUUCCGGGGGAGGGAAAAAAACCCCCCGUUGGGCACAAUGACGGGCGGCGUUACGUUAGCGUAGCUUAGCCUAGCAUGUGUGCUACGGUGCCUCGCUAGCGGCUGCGUUGCGUGAAUCUAAUAUAUUAUCACUAGAUUUAUUAGAAGCCAACAUAUAUAUAUAUAUCUUUUCAAAAUGUAGCCAUGAAAAGUUAUGUCGGCAGCAAAGAUUCGUGCUCGUGAGAAAACGGGACUACGUGAUGGAUUUUGUGUGGGAAGGGUUCUGUUGGAAAGCACCAAAAAUUUGUU